CACACCUUGUUCCUGCCUGCAGCCGCUCACACUUCCCUAUUCCACCCCUCCCAUUCAACGACUCCCUACCCUGGAUCGUCAACCAGGGCCUGCAAAGAGUCGCCUUCAAGGCUUCUAAUUUCUGCUUUGGAGACAAAGUGUCGUAUUAAUUUCCUUAACCCCCAGGUCUUGGGCUCGACGCGGUUCCAUUUACGACCUAAUUAUCCCGCCAACAACUAGGUAUCACCCACUAGAAGCCAUUCAAAUACAACGCGAAAUCUGCUCCUAUGGAGCGCAGAACCACCUCAUCCAUGGCGCCGAGUCUCAGAUCCGGCGCUAUCCCACGUCCAGGCAGCCGAAUCAAUAAACGCGCCUCAACAGCGAGGCAGGCAUUAAGCCGCCAGACAACUACGGCAUCACGAAUUGACCGAACUGGGGCGACAUCUCCGGCCGAGUCGGUGUCAUCCGUCACCACAACAGGAACAAAGCGCAAGGAGCGUGAUUUCGAAGGGGACGAUGGAGAGUCGACCAACAUCAAUGUCGUUGUUCGCUGCCGAGGACGGAACGAGCGCGAGGUGCGGGAAAAUAGCGCCGUCGUCGUGUCUUCCGAGGGAGUAAAGGGCAAGGUUGUCCAGCUCUCCAUGGGCCCCAAUGCUCUGAGCAACAAGAGAUAUAACUUCGACCGUGUCUUCUCCCCGGCGGCGGACCAGAGCAUGGUCUUCGAUGAUGUCGUCAAGCCCAUCCUCGACGAGAUGCUGGCCGGAUUCAACUGUACCAUCUUUGCCUACGGGCAGACGGGUACCGGUAAGACAUACACCAUGUCUGGUGACAUGAGCGAUACCUUGGGCCUUCUGUCUGAUUCGGCUGGUAUCAUUCCCCGAGUACUACACGCUCUCUUUAACAAGCUAGAGAUUGACGAUACGGAGAACUGUGUCCGCUGCUCAUUCAUCGAGCUAUACAACGAGGAGCUGCGCGACCUCUUGUCUCCAGAUGAGAACGCCAAGCUCAAGAUCUACGACGACAACUCUCGGAAGGGCCAUGCCACAACUGUCGUCCAAGGCAUGGAGGAGCGACACAUUACCGCCGCGACCGAGGGCCUCAAGUGGCUUCAAGAGGGCAGCGUGAGGCGCCAAGUUGCUGCUACUAAAUGCAACGACCUGAGUAGUCGGAGUCACACAGUCUUCACCAUCACUGUCAACUCCAAGAGGACCGGGGAGAACGGCGAGGACUACUUCUGCACCGGCAAGCUGAACUUGGUUGAUCUUGCCGGAAGCGAAAACAUCCAACGAUCCGGGGCCGAGAACAAGCGAGCUGCCGAGGCAGGCCUGAUCAACAAGAGCCUCCUCACCCUUGGCCGUGUCAUCAACGCCCUCGUUGACCGCAGCUCCCACAUUCCCUACAGGGAAUCGAAGCUUACCCGGUUGCUUCAAGACUCGUUGGGGGGACGCACCAAGACAUGCAUCAUCGCAACCAUCUCGCCGGCCAAGAGCAACCUCGAGGAGACCAUCUCUACGCUGGAUUAUGCCUUCCGCGCCAAGAACAUCCGCAACAAGCCACAGGUCAAUGCAAUGAUUCACAAAAAGACCCUCUUGCGCGAAUUCAGCACCGAGCUUGAGAAGCUCAAGAGCGAGCUCAUUGCGACUCGCCAGCGCAAUGGUGUCUACCUAUCCAACGAGGCAUACGAGGAGAUGACUGUUCAAAACGAGUCUCGGCGAAUCCUGACAGAGGAACAGGCGGCCAAGAUGGAAACCAUGGAGGCCAACCUUCGGAACAAGGUGCAGGAGCUCUUCUCUCUAACCUCGAGUUUCAUGGGACUCAAGAAGGAGCACGAGGGGACCAAGACACAGCUCGACAACACAAAGGAGGUUCUCGACCAGGCAGAGCUCGUCCUGGCAGCUACGCGGAAGACUCUCGCCGAAGAGACGCACGUUCGAAAGGCACACCAGCAGACGGAGAAGAAGCUUGCCGCCGUCGGCGGGGAGCUCAUCAACACUCUGAAGAAGACGGUUGGGGAUGUCGGUGCCCUCCAUUCCAAGAACAAGCGGAAGUCGGACUUGCAGAAUCUGAACCGUAGCACGUGGGGCAUGUCGCAGAGCCAAGUGUCGAAUGUCACGGAGCUCGUUGAGGGGCGGAUCCAGGAGUUCCGCAAAGGGCAGGAGGAGCACAUUUCCAGCGUGUCCGACAGGAUGCAGCAAUUUGUCCAAGAAGAGCUGCAAAAGCUGUCGUCGACACAGGCCUUCAUGGAUGAGAAUCUUGGUCAGUUCGGCGAGUCGAAGAAGGACCUGAUGGAGCAGAAAGAGAAGUCGAAGGAGGAGAUGGACAAUGUGCUGGAGGAGAUCAAAGUUGUUCGGGAUAACAUCAAACAGCGCGUCGGAGAGAGCCUCGAGUCAAUUGCCGCCGCCGCUGAGAGGAUAGCUGCUGAUGUCCUCAGUGAACUGACUACCUUCCACAGUCAGUUGCAUUUGUCGUACAGCUCCCUUGGAAAAGACUGCAAGACCAUUUUCGAGGACCUGUUCCGGCACAUCAACGCCCAGAAGAAAGAAUCUGAUAGACUCAGGCAUCAACUUGAAUGCGCGGGCGAUGCCAUCGUGCAGUCCAACGAGUCCGUCUCCAAUCGGAUCCAGGACGUCCUGAGCCAAGAGCGGGUGCAGGCAGCCGAAGAACGCCAGCAGCUUUUGGCUCAAAUCUCGACUCUGAUCAACUCUCAAGCGGAACUCCAGGAGUCUCGUCUGGCUGGAAAGGGUGCCCUCCUCCAGAAGACGGUCAGCGAGUCGAACCAAACCUUCCAGGGAAGCGUGUCUCAAUACUCAGAGGGGAUGGAUGCUUGGAAUUCCGAGGGUAGCCAGAUUUUGGACAGCAUCUCCAAAUCCAAGGCUGCCCUUAAGAAGAAGCUGAAGGAUGACUGGAGUACUGCAAAUGAGCACAGCACUUCUAUCCAGGGCACAGCGAAAUCAGUCCACACGGAGACUAUCCGCGUGGUUGACCAGCAGAAGAACGAUCUAGAUGUUCAGAUGAAGGACUUGGACGACUUUGUGACCCGCGCCAGAUCCGAGAACAGCGAGCACCACAAGCAGCACGCUGAGUCCUUGCAGAGCCUGUCCGAAACGGUCGAGAAAUCCUUCUCCAACAUCUCAACCCACUUCACGAACACAUUCGACCGGGUUCGAGAUCUUGGGGACGAGAUGGAGACCGACUCCAGGAAACUCACGGGCGCGCUUGCGCCGCUGGAAGAGAACAUCUGCCGCCCACUCAGCAACCUCAGAGACGAUAUCAACAGCACCAUGCUGCGCGAGUACGAACCCACCGGCGACACCCCCGAGAAAAAGGUGUACCACUAUCCGACCGAGCUGCCGCGCACAGAAACACCCGGCAUCUUGGUUGCGGGACUUGGCGACACGCCGAGCCCAAGCAAAGGCACCCCCGCCGUCUUCAACGACCUCGACCUGCUGGCACCGCCCACAACGGCAUCCUCGCAUAUGUCGCCGCCGAUGGCGCCUCCCCAGCCGCGCAACCCCCUCAGCAUGAGCCUGCGCGAGGUGAACCCCAACCUGACGACGGGGGCCAUCAUGUUCGACCCGUCGGCGAGCACCAUGUCGCUGCCGGCCAUCAAGGAGAACGCCACCCUGCCCAUCUUCAGCAAGCGGAGCACGUCGUCGUCGCUCAAGCCUCCGUCGACGCGGUACGCCAAGAAGCAGACGGCUGCUAUCAUGUCCGCCAUCGCCUACGAGGGCAGCGAGAACGUGCCGCCCGGAGGCGCGUUCUCGCAGAGCACAAACACUAGGAGGAAGAGCCCGCGCCUUAACUGAGCGUUGUUGGAGAGAUUGUUGGCUUUCUCAUCAGUGUCUCGGAGGAACGUAUAUUGUCUUUUUUCCCCCUUUGGGUUUCGACGGGACCGGACCGGGAUGGGGUUUGUCGGAGUUUCAGGGGUAUUAGGGCAGGGAUGCCGGCUACCAAGCGGCGUUGGGGUGACGUCUUGCUGUUUAUUUGUACAUUUUAUGGAAUAUCCCGAUACCCGUGAGAGUAGUAGUGGUUCGUGGGGUUGUUAAUGAAAGUUUUAUAUCCUUUGAU
This is a messenger RNA of Phialemonium atrogriseum, 4047 nucleotides long. Its product is annotated as kinesin motor domain-containing protein. Gene Ontology annotation, cellular component: nucleus; spindle microtubule; mitotic spindle. Gene Ontology annotation, molecular function: plus-end-directed microtubule motor activity; ATP binding; microtubule binding. Gene Ontology annotation, biological process: spindle elongation; initial mitotic spindle pole body separation; mitotic spindle assembly. The record is from RefSeq and is a predicted model, not a curated record. The transcript has 4 exons. NCBI's taxonomy places the organism in Eukaryota, Fungi, Ascomycota, Sordariomycetes, Cephalothecales, Cephalothecaceae. Bases 267 to 3785 code for a protein of 1172 amino acids.